Messenger RNA from Macrobrachium nipponense, 7257 nucleotides. RefSeq names its product neurensin-1-like. The transcript is spliced from 6 exons. The coding region runs from base 305 to 1198 and encodes 297 amino acids. Gene Ontology annotation, biological process: nervous system development. The record is from RefSeq and is a predicted model, not a curated record. NCBI's taxonomy places the organism in Eukaryota, Metazoa, Arthropoda, Malacostraca, Decapoda, Palaemonidae. Gene Ontology annotation, cellular component: transport vesicle; neuronal cell body; neuron projection.
UAUGAAAACUGUCCGCGUGUUUCGUAAAAAUCAUGUUUCAUUGCCCCAUUUCUGACCCAAGCUAUGGCAAACAAAAGCAGGAUACAGUGUAACAGUUAUCUGUUUCUAUGACCUCAAGAAAAACUAUGAUUUGUAUUGCAAGUACGGUGUUACUGCUGCCCAGGCCUUGUGGUAAAGGCUCUAAUCAAGCCUAAAGACGGAGUGAGUUCAUGGGACCUUCGUUCGCAAUGGCAGAGUAAUUGUGUUCUUCUUGAGGCAGGGCAGCUGGUGGUUGGGGUAGGCCUCGCCUGGGCCCGCCGCCGUAAUGGAUGAUACCGACACAGAACCUGCCGAGACCGAGCCCUUGGUACGACACGGCAGGACGACGACGGGCGUGGGAGGAGGGACUACCCCACCGGGAGACACAGCCAAGCCAGAAGGGGCUUCGUCGUCUUCGUCCUCGGCUUCGCGGACUAACGCUCCGCCUCGGACGCCCUCGAGGCUCCAUUUGGACUCGAAGCCAAGACUCUCGCUCGUGCCUGAGUCCAACGAGAGGAGCCUCGAUGAGGACCAGCAGCAGCCUCCGGAGGGAGGAGGAGGGGGCAGCGCCCCCCUCGCCUCCGCCGGAGAGGGCGACGAGGCCAAGAAGGCGAAGAAGAACCUGGAAUCCCCGACGCCUCUGUGCCCCUUCUUCGGCGUCAGGAACUACCUCCACCAAUUCUACGAGAAACCCGAAGUCAACGAUCCAUCCCUUUACGAGGAUCUGCAGCCGGACGAACAAGUCUACCUGGUGAAGCAAACCGACGGAGGAUGUUCGUCGUCGGUGUUCCGCCUCUCUCUCGUCCUCGGGGGCCUCCUCCUCCUGCUGGGGAUAGUCGCCUUCAUCGUCGCCGCCUGCGCCGCCCGGAGGACCACGCUCAUCAGCCAAACGGGAGGUGUGUCGGUGAUCGACAGAGUCGCCUCUGCCCACAAUGCCCAGGUUGACGCCUUGCUGCUGGUGGGCCUCGUGGCUGUCACUCUAGGCUCCACCGUCGUAGCUGCCGCCCUCAUCUCCCGCACCUUCUGCUCUAGACCCGAGGAGUACUCUUAUCCCUUCCGAGUGGGCCAAUACGUCCUGGAACCCCCAAUUUCGCCCAUCGAGAGAAAGGUCCCCGCCACCGAAAAGUUGACGCAGGUGCAACCGAAUUGGGGAACCAAAGGAUUUCUCCGUUUUCCAUAACCCAAGGACUCCUACCCUUUACCCCGUUCACUGCGCGUCCUUAAAACCAUUCCCUGGAGACUUCUCUUAAAAAUCCUGAACCGCGUGGGUAAACACCUUCCCUUAAAAAUCCUUAAUAUGUUGGCUAAACACCCUCUCUUAAAAAUCCUUAAUAUGUUGGCUAAACACCCUCUCUUAAAAAUCCUUAAUAUGUUGGCUAAACACCUUCCCUUAAAAAUCUUUAAAAUCCCCUGGCUAAACAGCCUCCCUUACCACUCCUAAACCCCAUGGCUAAACACCUUCCCUCAAAAUUCCUAAAACACGUUCCCUUAAAAAUCCUUAAAAUCCCUUCGCCAAACAAGCCUUCGCAUCGUUUUGAAAUCCUGUAUCGAAAAAGAGGCCUCACUGGCACACAAUAUUGACGCCUCUGCCUCACAGGCCUAUUUUGUCAAAGGGGGCCGACUUUAUCAUAAGUACAUUUCUUGAAAUAGGUUUUGACUUAGUCCUUGGCUGCAUGAGAUUGUAUCUUCGCUGCUAAAACAGAGAAAAGCCUUUAUCCUUAGUUUUUUCAUGUGUCUUUAUCCGAGUUUAUCUGAAUUUGCCUUGGGAGAUGAAAACCUGUCAUUAUGGGAUUGAGAAGUGAUGAAUCAUAAGCAGACUAUAAAGAUAGAGUAUGAAGAUAGGAAACCUUUUGCUUAAUCAAAGGAGAAAGAUGAUAUUCAGAAUAUAGUUUCCUUGGAUGGAUGUGAGGUAAUUGUAAGAAGCGCCGUAUAUCUUCGUUGUUAUAAUAUGUGGAAUCAUGUUUCCUCGUGACUUUAAUGAAUAGAGAAUGCUGAGAACAUACAGAUAGUAAACUAGAAAGAAAAAUCAGCGGGAAACUAGUUGAUUCUCUGUCUAAGAAUGCCAAAAUGAAUAGCAGUUUGUAUUGUUCGGAAAUGAGUUUUAUUUUCAAGAAAUAUCAAGUCACUUCUAGCUCAUAGAAAAGAGAGAAGUACAGAGCUAAGAUCAUUUCCAUAUCGGUUUGGAAUCGGCAAUGAUGGAUAAGUAUCUGGAAUUUUGUUAUUUCCCUUUUUGCAACUGAAGAUCAUCGAAAAGACUUUUGUAUCUGAUUUUCCAGAAAGAAGGCAAUUGUUAAGAUAUGCAUUCAGUCGUGAAUGUUAAUGUCAAUAGGCAAGCUUCUAAAAGUUAAGUUGUCCAGAUAUUUUUCCAACAGAGAACGAAGAAUUUAUUUUCGAUGUCCCUCAGUGAAUUCGUAAUUGAAAGUGAAUGUCCAGAGGCGGAAGAGUUAGUUCACCGGAGAGAUUUGGGUAACAACGAAGUUCCAAACGCUGGGAAUAUUUUGGGAAGAAUUUGAUGACAUAGAGGAUAGUGGAGGUUUGAAGGCUGACUCAGCUUGGGAUAUAAUUCCGGAGCUUAUAUAUUGACGCAUAGAAGGCCCAUUCAGAAGCCUUGUCGGGCGUACCCAUGCCCUACCUCUUUAACUGUUAAGGAUAUCCACACUAGAAUUUAACAGCGGAAGACGAACGGAAAAGGACCCACGAAAAAUAAAAGCAACUUUCCACAAAGGGAACAUUUGCUCCCGAACGAGGUCGAUCUGAUUCUCUUUAAGUUGAGCAGAAUGGCGGGCCCCUCCGAAAGAAUUUGCGAGCUCGCGUGGGCGGAGCCUCAUGAAGAGGAAUGCGGAGGAGGAGGUGGGCGAGGAACGUGGGCAGAAAUGAAUAAGGAUAAAAGGAAAAAUGGGGACAAAGUGGAGACGCAAAAAUACUUCAGAUACGCAAGAAGGAUAGAGACGAGAAUAGACGUUAUAAUUGCAGUGAGAAAGAAAGAGGGCAGAAAUAACUGUGUAUUUAAAGCUCAGUAUGAAAUGUGGUCGAUAUAUUCGAGAGAGAGAGAGAGAGAGAGAGAGAGAGAAGAGGUCUCGUAAGACAUUUUGAGGAUUAGGAGAGAGAGAGAGAGAGAGAGAGAGAGAGAGAGAGAGAGAGGGUAACUGUUUUCAACCCAAUAGGAAUCAGGAGGCUGCGUUAGGAAUGGGAACAUGGAAUUAAUUUUUCGUUCUAAAAAUGGGAAAUGAACUAGAUAAACUAAAGAGAGAAUUAUGAGGACAGUAUUGCAAAUGAACAUUAUUUUUUGAGUAGAAUUAUAAGAUGGAGGUCAGUGAAUGAAUACUUUUAUUAUAGAAAAAUUUUUAAAAAUUAAGAAUGAAAUAAUGUAAAAUAAAGGAAAAAUGUCAUGAUUUAUCGAAAAAGUGCCAAAAAGAGGAAUUAAAAAAUACCAUGAAAUAAAGCAACGGUGAUAAAAGUUUUAUUGAAAAAAUUACUGAUAUAAAUUGUAAAGUGGAACAAAACAAGAAUAUAAUUAACAAUGAUAAAGAUCUCAUAAAGAGAUGAAAACAACUACAAUGAACAAAGUGUUUUUUUUUUAAAUAGAUAGGUGUCCUAUGGUCAUGUCCUUUAUAUAGUUGGUGUGUGAAAGUGUUCGUCGUUUGUGUUUUCCAUUUUUUCCUCUCACUCCUCUCUCCCUCCCUCCCUUCCUCCCGUCAACGAUGUGGUGGUUAUUCCUGUAGGAAUGUUUACGGUUUGUUUGAUUUCCUUUCUUUCUUCUUCGUUUUGAAUCUGUGACACUUGGAACCAAAUCAAACGACAACGUCUCUCCUUAAGAUCUCCGUAAUAACUCGAUGUCUGUCCCCAUCACUAAUUAUCGACAGUUUACAGUCUUUUAUCGUCAGUCAUUUGCUGGUGUCAUUGACCUGUCAUUUGCUGUCUCUUCGUAUUACUGUUAUCCGUCUCAUCGCUGAUGAUGUGAAUUGCCUUUUGCAUGAACUGUGAACUGUUUCUUCAUUUAGACACGACUUGAAGAAUACAUUUACAUAGGUUGUAUUUAGAGAGAUAUUUAUGUAAGAUGUCUUUCAACGGCAAAUGCAAUUGCGAAUUCUGUGGAAUAAAUUAUACAGCUGUAUGAAAUUGUAUUUUAGGUACCGAUACGUUUUCGUAGAAAGUACUCGGAGAAAGUAGGUAUGUUUUGUAUGCAUACAUCAUAUACUACUCAAGAAUUGUCAAUGGAGGGUGAGUCAUGUUGUUUAACAUCAUGUCAAAUUUAUCUAGGCUGAAACUUAACAGAACAAAUUGCAGUUGUGGCCACUAAGACGUUGGUUUUACAAAGGUGAGAGUGUUAUUCUCUCUCGUACAUUUCCCAGAAUGAUCUCAUACUAGCUUUCCCGUUGUAAAAGAAAAUAAAACUGGGAAGAAGUACUUGCAAAAACACUCCCCAUCCUACCACCUUUCUCAAAGGAAAUUUUUCCCAAGGAAGCGUUUUUCUCUGCCUGAACAACCUGGCAUUAAAAAAAAUACUUCUUCCGUUUCUCUUCCAGAAAAUUCGUACUGCAUUCAAAGAGGAAGUAAAAAAAUUUGGUGCAAUUCGUAUUCAGAUGCUUUCAGCCUCACUUCCAAAAACUACUUUCGGAAAAUGAGCUUUCGUGAGGAGCUGCUCUCUCGUAGUAUAAUCGAGGUCCUGUUGGGUCUUCAGAUGCCUGGCUAAUUUCUUAUAAGAAAUCCAUUGACUUCUUGUGGAAUUUUGGAGGAAUUCUGCGUCAUUUCUAGAAGACCUGAUUUGAUGUACAUUUCAAUUUAAAUGAUUAAAUUAACUUUUCUUUCAAUGUUGAUGAGGCUUUUAUGGAAUGCAAAAGAAAAUGAUUUAAAAUUGAUGUAAAUUUAAGAACCGGUUCAUGAAAAACAGGUAACUUCGAAUGUUCGACUAGGAACAGUUUUGCAAUGUAUUUCUGAAACUAUAUAAAAUACCAGACCGAAUAUAUAUGUGGUAAUUUUAUCUUUCAUGCCAGGCCGAUCUCCUAUUGCCAAAAUAUUUCAGCAAUUUCUAAUCCCAGUCGUAUCUUUCUCAUAAGAACAUUGGCUGAUUUUUUAGAGCACUUAAAACAUGUAUUGUUUUUCGAAUAGAGUCCUUUAGCAUCGUAGAAAACGAAAGAUUCCGUAGACAUCUGAGAAGUACGAAUGCCAUCAGCAAUGCAUAUAUGAGACUUAGGGCAGAAGCUAUUUCCUCAUCGAUAUUUUCGUAAUUUAUUUUUCCAUGUGUUCUCUGCGUCACUUAGGGUCAAGCAUUUAUUGAAUUAGCAGAGUCUAGCUUUAGGAUUAAGGAUUUGACAACGCCUAAUACUAAUGGUAAUGUUAAUAAUGAUGAUAAUUAUAUUAAUGGUAAUAACGUUGAUGAAAAUGUGGUCACUUGGUCUCGUAAAGAUAAGACAAAACUUCAAACUUUUCGUUUUCGUGGCUUUGUUUCAUUUUCGAAAUGGUUCACUUCCUUCGAACGUAAACUAAAGUAUUUUUUUCUCAGUCUGAUCGUUCGUUUUUCAGAGUCGAAAUUUCGUCCAGUGGAUGUCGUCGUUCGUUCGUUCUUCGUUCGUUCGUUCAUGCCUUGAGAAUAGAGUCACGUACACUUCUGUGCACGAGUCACUUCGAAACUUUUCCUUAUUAUUCUUUUAUUCAAUGCAGUUUCCCCUAAACACUCCUCUUUAUUCUAAAGCACCUCUGCUUCCUAGAAAUGCACUUUUCCUCCUUUUCCUCCCAUGUGUCUCGUUUCGUCCCCCCUGUCCUCAGCCCUCUCGAAUGUCCUCGUUUUUGCGCACCCAUUUAGACGCGUUAUCUCCCAGGUUCCUCACAUGUCUAUGUCUGCCGCUGCGAACCAGUUCAACAUGGCUCAGGUGGUUCGAAGCGUUGGUAGACAUAGCAGACCCUUCUCCUCCUCCUCCAACCCUCCCUCACCCUCUUUAUUUAUUCAUUCAUUUGUUUAUUUAUCUAUUUAUUUACGUUGUUCCUCCUUGCUGAUGUUGUUGUUAUUCCUCCCACGUCCUAGCUGCUGCUGCUGCUGCUGCUGUUGUUGGCUCUGCUACUACUGUUGUUGUUGUUGCUGUUGUUAAUGUAUUCCAGAGAAAAUUUAUAGAUGGAGAAAAAUGUAUAAAUUGAUGAUUAUGAUCGUCGUCGUCGUCGUCAUGACGAUGACCGACCCGUCACCGGAAUCCUUGAUGAAUACAUUGGCAGGCGCACUGUCGUCACGCAGUCUCUCGAGAAAUCAAUAUAUACAUAUAAAUACCUAUACUGAAUAAUAUAUAACAUAUAGAGAGUGGAUAUAUUCGUCUAUUAUUCAAACAGGAAAUCGUGUAUAAUAAACUUGGCCUUCUAUAUUUGUAAUGUUUUUUGUCCCUGUCUGUUUAUAUGAAAUAUAAAUAUUUAAAAAAAAGAUAAAAAUAAAAAAAAUAGUAUGGUGUCGACAACUGCUGCUCCUCCACUCUCGAAACGGGCGUGUAAACUUUGUAACUUUAUAUUUUUUAUUAUUAUUAUCAAUGCUUUUCACGAGAUUUCAUUCAAAGUACAAACCCAAAGAAAUGAGCGACGGUUGAGACCUGAGGUAGAUUUUAUGUAUAUAGUAAAUGCUUUUGAGUACAGAAGGAUGAAGAGGAAACGUUUCAUACGUCAGUAUGGAACCGGCUGGUAGAUGAGAAUUUAUCUAGUUAGGAUAUAUGGUUCAGAAGAGUUUCAAAAAAGAGUUUUCGCCAAAUCUUAAGUUAUCUCUACAAUAUAAACAUAAAGUUGCCUCUUUUGAAAUUGCACCCUUUCCUGACAGCUUGAUGAUAACGUAUACAAAUUCUUCCCCUCUGAGAAUUCAGAUCUGAUGAUGAUAACUGAUGAUAGCUUACAAAUUCACCACUGUAAAGAAUUCACAUCUGAUGAUGAUUACAUAUAUAAAUUCAUCCUUAUAAAACUCCAAAGAUCACCCCCAUGCCACCAGCUAUACAAAACUAUCUCUUAUGAUCAGGUGAUCACCUACUAUGAUCAUUAUACUAUGAUAAACGACAUGUACAAACACCCCCCCCCUCCCCCACCACACCUCCUGAAGACAUCCUAAUUAUGAAUAUACAAAACUCACUCCUAUCCCCCCUCCAUACACUCCCCCCCCCCCCCCCCCACUUCCUUUUUCGUGUUUACACGUUUCGUUUCGAAGGACUGAAACUUGACGUCCAGUUGUGAGACUGAUGUAACCGUUGUGAAUUAGAAAUAUAUUUUAGUGGAGUC